Manihot esculenta (cassava) is the source of this 912-nucleotide messenger RNA. Its product is annotated as ubiquitin-conjugating enzyme E2 10. The record is from RefSeq and is a predicted model, not a curated record. Gene Ontology annotation, biological process: protein polyubiquitination. The transcript has 5 exons. Gene Ontology annotation, molecular function: ubiquitin conjugating enzyme activity. Gene Ontology annotation, cellular component: nucleus. NCBI's taxonomy places the organism in Eukaryota, Viridiplantae, Streptophyta, Magnoliopsida, Malpighiales, Euphorbiaceae. Bases 204 to 650 code for a protein of 148 amino acids.
CCAGAAGGCGGUCCCAGGAAUUUAUAAAAGGUCAUUACCUCACCCAAUCCUAAAUUCCUCCCCCAAUUUCCUUUUCUUCCUUUUGCUGAUUGUUCUCUCCGCGUCCUCUCGAAUAAAAAUCCUCCUCCUCCUCCUCCUCCUCCUACCCAUCCAGAAGCUACCACAAUCCCCGAGGGAGGAUCAAUUUCAUCUCAGAGUUUGAGAUGGCUUCCAAGCGGAUCUUGAAGGAACUCAAGGAUUUGCAGAAAGAUCCUCCUACAUCAUGCAGUGCUGGUCCUGUUGCUGAAGACAUGUUCCAUUGGCAAGCAACAAUCAUGGGUCCUCCAGAUAGUCCAUAUGCUGGCGGUGUUUUCCUGGUCACUAUCCAUUUCCCUCCAGAUUAUCCAUUUAAGCCUCCCAAGGUAGCUUUCAGAACAAAGGUAUUCCACCCAAAUAUAAAUAGCAAUGGAAGCAUUUGCCUAGACAUAUUGAAGGAGCAGUGGAGCCCUGCAUUAACCAUAUCCAAGGUGUUGCUUUCAAUCUGCUCAUUGUUGACAGAUCCCAAUCCUGAUGAUCCUUUAGUGCCAGAGAUUGCUCAUAUGUACAAGACAGACAGAAAUAAGUAUGAGACAACUGCAAGAAGCUGGACCCAGAAGUAUGCCAUGGGCUAAAUGCUCUCUGGUGCAAUUGAGGAGAAGUCCUUUGUCCUAUUCAUUUUAAUUUUUGUCUAUCUGUUGUGUAUCAAUGCUUGUCUUAUCUCCAAUCUAAAUGGGCUAAAGAAGUCCAUAACAAAACCCUAGUUAAAAGAGCAACAUAUAUUUGUUGCUUUCAAAUUGAUGUAUGGAUAUUAUUACGGUGGAACUGUGCCAAUAUGUCCAUUCAACAUAAGCUUUAUGUGUUCCAAUUAAAUGUCAUCUUAUGUUGCUUAAAAUA